This is a messenger RNA of Rubroshorea leprosula, 1644 nucleotides long. NCBI's taxonomy places the organism in Eukaryota, Viridiplantae, Streptophyta, Magnoliopsida, Malvales, Dipterocarpaceae. The record is from the annotation of a GenBank genome assembly.
AAGCACCAAAACAGUAUACUCAUGGCUAAAAAUUUUUCAUAUCCGAUUUUCUGUGUGUUUCCACUGCUGCUUUUGUUUCUUCUAUCCACAACAGCAUCUAGGUCUCACUCCAUUAGAGAAGCAACCGUGCAGGAUCUUCAACUUGCUUUUGAGCAAAAAAGAUUAACCUCUAGGCAGCUAGUUAAGUUCUACCUAAAUGAAAUCAGGAAGCUCAAUCCAUACCUCAGGGGGGUCAUAGAGGUGAACCCAGAUGCCUUGUAUCAAGCUGAUAAAGCUGACAGAGAGCGCAAGGCGAAAGUGCCGGGUUCACUUGUUGGCUUGCAUGGCAUUCCCAUUCUCCUCAAGGAUAACAUUGCAACCAAGGAUAAGAUGAACACUACUGCAGGUUCAUAUGCCCUGCUGGGCUCCAUUGUGCCCCGGGAUGCUGGCGUGGUGGCCAAGUUGAGGAGAGCUGGAGCUAUUAUUCUUGGAAAGGCUAGCUUGAGUGAGUGGGCUCAUUGGAGGAGCAGUAAAGCACCCAGUGGGUGGUGUGGCAGGAGUGGCUAUGGAGUGAAUCCUUAUAAUUUUUCGGCAGAUCCUUGUGGAUCAAGUAGUGGAUCGGCAAUUUCAACAGCAGCAAAUAUGGUAGCAGUAUCACUUGGGACAGAGACUGAUGGCUCCAUCUUAUGCCCGUCCUUUGGUAAUUCUAUUGUUGGUAUCAAACCAACUGUUGGCCUUACUAGCCGAGCAGGAGUCAUCCCUAUCACUCCUAGACAAGAUACUGUUGGGCCAAUGUGUAGAACAGUAGCAGAUGCUGCCUACGUUCUUGACGCGAUUGCUGGCCUUGAUUAUUCUGAUAAGGCAACCAUCGAAGCAUCAAAGUACAUCCCGCGAGGUGGCUACAAACAAUUUCUAAAGCUUGAUGGACUCAAAGGGAAGAGAUUGGGCAUACUCAGGAGUCAAUUUGCUUUUAACGGAGAGCCUGCCCUAGCCAAAACAUAUGAGCACCACUUCAAGACUUUAAGGCAACAAGGUGCAGUUUUGAUAGACAAUCUCGAAGUAGAGCACCAAGAUGUACUCUCAUCAAACUACGAAACGAUUGCAACAAAUGCUGAGUUUAAAUUGGCCUUGAAUUCUUACCUGAAUCAGCUUGUUAAAUCUCCAGUGAGAUCCUUGAAAGAUGUCAUAGCAUUCAAUAACAGAAACCCUGAUUUGGAAAAAGUGAAGGAAUAUGGUCAAGAUCUUCUUCUGGAAGCUGAAGCUACAAAUGGGAUUGGUGAGAAAGAGAGGAAAGCAUUGUUAAAUUUGGAAAAAUACUCAAAAGAUGGAUAUGAGAAGCUGAUACGUAACAACAAGCUAGAUGCAUUGGUGGCGCCUUUGAUAUCUCACUAUAUUGCAUACAAUGGAUAUCCAGGAAUUAAUGUUCCUGCUGGAUAUGAUAAAGAUGGGGUACCCUUUGGAAUCAACUUUGCAGGGCUAAAGGGCUCGGAGCCAACACUGAUUGAAAUUGCAUACAGCUUUGAGCAAGCCACUAAGGUCAGGAGGCCUCCAUUCUAGCUGUCAAGCUAUGAAAUUCUAAUAGCUUAAAAAGUAUUAGUGUUCAACGAUCAAUGAUGCUGGAAAAAUGCUAAAUAGAUUUGCUAUGAAUAAAUUUUGCACCUUAUU